This is a messenger RNA of Prinia subflava (tawny-flanked prinia), 906 nucleotides long. RefSeq names its product adenylate kinase 1 (gene AK1). Gene Ontology annotation, cellular component: cytoplasm. Lineage: Eukaryota; Metazoa; Chordata; Aves; Passeriformes; Cisticolidae. The transcript has 6 exons. Bases 38 to 754 code for a protein of 238 amino acids. Gene Ontology annotation, biological process: ATP metabolic process; nucleoside triphosphate biosynthetic process. Gene Ontology annotation, molecular function: AMP kinase activity; nucleoside diphosphate kinase activity; ATP binding. The record is from RefSeq and is a predicted model, not a curated record.
UUAGCCCAGCGGGGUGAGAAGCCGGCCACAGGGAUGGAUGAGGCCAGUCCCUGCCUGCAGUGGAGCCGUGGACAACAACCACCUCUGGGACACCAUGUGGCACUGGAAUCCCAGCCCCAUGGCCGAGGUGCCAUGGGGUCUUUGUGCUCUGACGUGGCCAGACGUCCCAACCUGCCCAGAAAAGCUCAAGCAGCACAAAAUCAUCUUCGUGGUGGGUGGCCCCGGCUCGGGGAAAGGGACACAGUGUGAGAAGAUUGUGCAGAAGUAUGGCUACACCCACCUGUCCACGGGGGACCUGCUGCGGGCAGAGGUCAGCUCUGGCUCAGAGCGGGGCAAGAAGCUGCAGGCCAUCAUGGAGAAGGGAGAGCUGGUGCCCCUGGACACGGUGCUGGACAUGCUGCGGGACGCCAUGGUGGCCAAAGCAGACGUGUCCAAGGGCUUCCUGAUCGACGGAUACCCCCGCGAGGUGAAGCAGGGAGAGGAGUUUGAGAAGAAGAUCGCCCCCCCCACGCUGCUGCUGUACGUGGAUGCGGGGAAGGACACGAUGGUGAAACGCCUGCUGAAGCGAGGCGAGACCAGCGGGAGGGUGGAUGACAAUGAGGAGACCAUCAAGAAGCGUUUGGAGACCUACUACAAGGCCACUGAGCCUGUCAUUGCCUUCUACAAGAGCAGAGGCAUCGUCCGCCAGCUCAACGCCGAGGGCUCCGUGGAUGAGGUUUUCCAGCAAGUCUGCACCCACCUCGACUGCCUGUAACCAAACCCCCGGCCCCAAUUCCCCUCAGUGCACUCCAGCAGAGACAGCGGAAGCGGCUUUAUCCUGUUUUCGUGGACGGAGCCGUGCGGAGGAAAUUUCAAGGACAUUGUGUUUGGCUCUUUCCCGUCUCUCCCCAGUAAAGUUCACUUUAA